GCUUGCUCAGCCUGACCAUGCGCGCGAGGAUGAAACGCUUCGACUGACUACAACUUCAAGUUGGCUGGCCCGUUUCUGCUCUGCUGUCAUCGAUCGCAACAGCCUUCUCCUCCAAACAUCUCUGUGCUGUGCGAGCUCAUCACGACGAAUCGCGCGCGCCACAUUCGAAGCACCCUCACGUUUCGCGCCGUUCUCCAAGCCCUCCGUCAUGUCUUCCGACGAAAAAGAACCUCUCAUCAACAAGAACCAAUCCCUCCAAGACUACUAUGCCUCGCUCGAAUCCAGAAUCGGGUACAGAUUCGUGUUGGGAGGAACACGGCACUUUGGAUUCUAUACUCGUGGCACAUACUGGCCAUUCCCUAUUGGCAAAGCUCUCAGGGCUAUGGAGGACAAUCUCAUCGGUACACUGGAUCUAGAGAAGGGGUCGAAGGUGCUGGACGCGGGAUGCGGAGCCGGAUAUGUUGCCAUCCACCUGGCUGAGGAAGGCUACCGUGUCCAUGGAAUAGAUGUCGUGGACCAUCACAUUGUUAAGGCACGACGGAAUGUCAAGACGCAGGGACUGGAAGGGACAAUCACGGUCACGAAGGGCGACUACCAUCAUCUCGACGCUUUCGCGGAUGAUAGCUUCGAUGGUGCAUACACAAUGGAAACUUUCGUCCAUGCAACCGAACCCGAAGCCGCGGCUGCAGAAUUCUUCCGCGUCAUUCGGCCUGGAGGUAGUAUCGCCAUGUACGAGUACGACCACCUCGACUUUAGCACUCAACCUGAAGAGGUCGGCGAUUCUUGGACGGCCAUCAACAAGCAUGCCGCGAUGCCGGCGUAUGAUCGUUUUCAGCAAGGUGUGUUAAAAGGCAUUCUCGAGGAAGUUGGGUUCGAAGAUGUCGAGGUUAAGGAUCUGUCAGACAAUGUUCUUCCAAUGUUGAGAUUAUUCUACAUCCUGGCUUUUAUCCCAUACCUCAUCAUUGCGUUUCUGGGACUCAAGUCUUAUUUCAUAAACACAGUGGCUGGUUAUGAAGGAUAUGUCUACAGAGAUGCGGCCCGGUAUAUAUCGGUAUCUGGAAAGAAGCCUCUGGCUGCGGGCGAGGUGGAGCCAAGCGAGGAAAAGAAGCUUCGAUGAAGGGCACUGCAAAUUGAGACAACUGACAGGAUUUGGCUCCGCAAAGGAAUUGAGACUUGCUCCGUAGCUUACAACAGGGAGGAUACUACAUUGAAUCAAACCUUGGCCAAUUUUAACGUCGGCGGUUGGAGACGUGGUAAUGGUGGCAUGUCUUUUGAAGCUGGAGGUUGAAUGGCCAGUCAUGUGCGACUGCAGGAGCGGGAUUCAAAAUGGACUCCUUAACAAUCCUUGCACUGUUGUCUAAAUUUAGCUGGGAUAAUAGUAACUGUAGCCGAGGAGUCGAAACAAAAUCCUUUCUUUUUUUUCUCGCCUGUACUCACCUGAGCUCACUGGUACUCACCUGCUGCCUAGCCUCGCCUCAACCC
Molecule: messenger RNA, 1482 nt
Organism: Mollisia scopiformis
Lineage: Eukaryota; Fungi; Ascomycota; Leotiomycetes; Helotiales; Mollisiaceae
Product: S-adenosyl-L-methionine-dependent methyltransferase
Exons: 1
Coding region: 209-1117 (302 amino acids)
Biological process (GO): ergosterol biosynthetic process
Cellular component (GO): endoplasmic reticulum
Molecular function (GO): sterol 24-C-methyltransferase activity
Source: RefSeq, a predicted model, not a curated record